CAUAUGAUGCAUUCCCACUAGCUUGAAGGCACUCAUGUAAAGUUCCUCCUCUCGGUUCCGACAGAAACAAGAGCCGCAGCGUCUUGUUUCUGUCAUUUUCUGUCGUCGGGACGAACCCCACAGUACCCGAAAUGUCUCCAGAUUUCUGUGCUGAAUCAUCUCUGAAGAAGCGGAGUUCGCAUGAAAACACAGACUGAAGCAUCAACUCGAGCAGGGGACGUCGCAGCAAGCUCAGGCAGUUUCGAAUAGUACUUUUUUUUUUGGUAGUUCUUUCGUCGGGUUCAGCUGUGUUUUAUGCGAGUGAAGAAGACGCUAAAACAAUGGCCUUCUUCGUGAAAAAGAAGAAAUUCAAGUUCCAGACCCAGCUGACCCUGGAGGAGCUGAGCGCUGUGCCUUUUGUCAACGGGGUUCUGUUCUGCAAGCUGCGGCUGCUGGAUGGAGACUUCGCGGCCACUUCUACCAGAGAGGAGGUUCAAGAGAACUGUGUUCGCUGGAGGAAGAGGUUUACCUUUGUGUCUAAAAUGAGCGCCAACCCCCACACCGGAGUCCUGGAUCCUUCUGUCUGCAGAGUGUCGGUCAGAAAGGAACUCAAAGGAGGAAAAGCAUAUACGAAGCUGGGCUUCACAGACCUCAACAUGGCGGAGUUUGCGGGUUCUGGCUCCACUGUGCGCUGCUGUCUGCUGGAGGGAUACGACACCAAGAACACACGGCAGGACAACUCCAUACUGAAGGUGAUCAUCGGGAUGACCCUCCUGUCUGGAGAUCCGUGUUUUAAAACGCCUCCCAGCACAGCAAAGUCCAUCUCAAUCCCAGGACGAGAACACACCCUGCAGCUGGACUGUAAGGGGGAGGGAACAGCUGAGCCCGGGCCGGCUGGAGGGGUUUCUCUGGGCCGAGUCGCCAAGCCUCGACCCUCCAUCAUCAGCUCAGGUCUCCUUGAAGAAUCAGAAGUGAACCAGCCCAGCCCUGCAGAAGUCUUCCAGUCUGGUCACUCUCGCAACUCCAGUUAUGCCAGCCAGCACAGCAAAAUCUCAGGCUACAGCACUGAGCACUCCUGCUCCUCCAGCCUGUCCGACCUCACACAUCGCAGGAAUACCUCCACAGGAAGCAGCACCUCUGGGGGUUUGGGCUUCACUGCUGACAUGCCUACAGAGGGUGACAAGGAUGCUGGACGUCCUGAAAGACCCCCUCGACCCCCUCGGCCUGUCUUACCCCCCAGUAGGCCUCUCAGGAGGAAGCAGGACUCCGUGGAGAGUCACCCCUCUUGGGUAAAUGACACUCGCAUGGAUGCUGACGACAUCGUGGAGAAAAUUGUCCAAAGCCAGAAUUUUGCAGAUAUCAACAACACUGAAGACAGCAACCUGCGUCUGUUCGUCAGCAGAGAUGGAACCACUGCGCUCAGUGGCAUCAGGCUUGGAAACAGGGUGUCUGCAGGCGGGUACGAGCCUGUGGUGAUUGAGAGCCAUUAAGGCGAGACCAGCAGGAGAGGCGACGCACCGUCCUGCGCAUCGGUCCCUUCUUCUGUCUCGCCUGUUUUCCUGGAGCUUCAGCUGGUCUGAUGCUGUGAGGGGAAAACCUCGUCAGUUUGCACUUUAUGUGAAAUUUGUGGCAGUCUGCAUGUCUGCGCUCCGCUCAGCUGUUUUUCGUGAUGUUGAGAGCGAUUCAGAGUGAAAGCACUAAUGCACAAAACAUUUCUCAGACUGUCGUGUAGCGUGUUUACCUGCUUCUGUGUUUCAGUAACACAAUUUUCAAGAUUGGAAGAAGUGACAGUAUUUUUAUAUAGAUUUGACCUGUUCAAUGAUAAUGAUACAGAAACCAAAUUCAUAGGUGUGUCCCCAGUGUACUGUCAUAACUGCUGAUCCAUGCUAACUCUACUAGCAGUAGGUGGGAAACAUUCAAAGUAAGAGGAAGUAAACAUGGAGGUAAACUUACUCAAGUUCUCAUUUUCAUGUCUGAGAUACUGCUCACUGUCUGCCGUCACUAGAUUUUGUGUCCAAAACUCCAUACUCAAUACUCAGUUUAUUUUUGGUUUAUCUUUCUGUACCUGUCUGUGUAACCUGAUGUGUAAGUCAGCUUUUUUUUACAGCUGUCAGCAGUUCUUCCAUUUCCUCUCUCGCAACUUAAUGUCAUCACUCCAGCAGUGGAAACUCGCCACACACCUGCUCAGAUCAAUAUCAGAUAUGGAACUGGGACACAGCCGGUGUCAGCCAGCCAGUUGCAUGCAGCCUUAUCUCAGAGCAUGCUAUCAGUGGGGUCUUGUCAGGGACAGUGAUAAUUCUUACUUCAGUGCCUGUCUAGAAUAAACUUUCACUGCUUAAGAUAAACUACAGUAUAAUCCGUCUAGUCUCAGUUCCUCAACGUCAGCCUCUAAAAACACAUUUUAAGCCAAUGGCAGAGUUAAAAAUGUCAUUAUCAACACAAUUCAUUUUUAUGCUUUAUUAGUUUUAUACCAGAUCUAUUUCUUUCUGUAUCCUGUUUUCAGCAACAUACAUCAGCUUUCUAAGCAGACAUACAGCACAUUUAUCUGGACUCUGCAGACUUAGACAAAAUUACCAUCUUUUACUUUUCUGCAGAGAACAUCUUGUGUGUGAUUCAUGACACUGUAUGAGCGCCAGUUACAGACUGUGAGAAACUCCCACCUGCUGUCAGCACUGUGACAGUGACAGGCAGUUCCUGAGGAUCAGCAGCACUGCAGACUGGACUGAAGCUACUUCAUGACAAACUGGGGAUGUACAGAUGAUAAUGGUCUUGAUUUCUUCAUCUAAUAUUAUAGAAUUGUUGCCCACGACACCUACAGCACAAGCUGUUUAUCUGUACCUACAAUCCCUUUGCUGUGUAGUUACAGCGGUUACACAGUAGAUUAUUUUUAAAAUAUUUUUGUAUUGUUGUUUUUUUCUUUCACCGUGAUAAAAAUGAAUCAGUAUGUGAUUCUCGUAUCCGAUUCAUUAGGAAAAAGUUUCCACAUUUAAAUCUUAAAUCAUUAAAAAUACGACAUGCUAAAAUAACUUUUCAUGCAGAGCAAAAAGUCCUAAACUUGAAGUAUAUCGAUGGCCACUGAGCAGCCAUGAAGAUGCAGAAACUCUGAAUCGCUCAAGUUUUUUUUUUUUUUUAAUGUGCGUGUGAAGUUGUUGCUGUUCCCUGUUGACCGGGGAAACCGAGUCAAACCACUUUGUGCCUGUGAAAUUUCUCUUGAAUGACCCUAAAGCACCAUGAAAGCUGUGAUGACUGAGUGCUAGUGAUGGUGAGGGGAGAAAUAAUUGCUCUUCUUUUUGUUUCUUUAUUCUGUUUUUUCUUUGUGUUAGUCAUGUUGUAAUUUGCGGGUGUAGCCAUUUUGGAAAUCCCACUCUAUGCUCCCUGCACGUAAACCACUGCUGCACUGUUGCUUCAUCUCCACAAGGGAUUCAUUUUAUUAAAUUGAGUUCUCCGCUCUCCUCAGAUGUCAGAGGUCAGAACAAAAUGUGAGGUCAGCUGAAAACACGUGUUCUGUGGUACAAACUGUUCUGCUUUCCCAGUGUCAAGUUGAGGAGGGAUUUCUGUUGUGGCUACGACUGUAAAAGCCUUUGUUGCCCCCUGGUGGAGCAACGGCCUGCUGUCAGGUUUUUGCACGAGUCCGUGCUUUUUGGUGUCCACAAGGAUGUUUACUUGGAGUUAGGCCGUGUUGUUUACAGCUGUCAUCAGAUGAACAAACACCAAAGAGGCGGAAAAAAGGACGAGUUUCUGCAGAUCUGACAAACACUGAAACACAGGAACUGUAAUGUUGGCAACCAGCUGGCUGGUUGAUGCUUGUUUUUUGUUAGUUUCAGAAGCUAGUUUUGUGUUUCGGAGUUCUGCACACUCGUCCACUUCACAAUGGAGCAAGAUGUUUUCUCAAACAGAGUUUUAAAAUCAUAUUUUUUUUGGUUGUAAAAAAAGCUGUCGUUUUGAGAAAUAAUGCACCUUUCAAAUGCAGGUUAUUAAUUUAUCAUUUCAUAUACAUUUAAUGGUUGUCAAAGAAAAAAAUAAACCUAAAGGCCUCAACUUUUCCCAUUUGAUUUUAUCUGGUGAUAAUUUGCUUGACUAAUUGUUCGAUAAAUUAAUUAUCAGACCAUAAAUUGUCAAAAAGUCAGACAUCUUGGCAGCCCACAACUAAAACAUAUUCGAUUUCAAAUUGUAUGGCAUCGCCUCACAAACAACUGAUUAAUCGAUGAUAUUUCUGGCGAGGCAACAAGGAACAAAUGCAAGGUUCCUUCUGACAGAACGAUUUUCCUAAUUUACCAUCAGAAUCUGCUUUUAAGACUCCUUGAUGAGUAAACUUAUUUGUGUCAUUUGUCCAGUGAAGCUCCAGUUUUGAUCCUCACACUACAUUGGUUGAAUCCAGCUCAUUAUAGAAGUUGAAUCACUUUACACUACCCACCCUGUUUGUAUUUUGCAGCUGUAUGUUUAUUAAUCGCAUUAUUCUCACAGUUUGGGGAUGAACCACUGCUCUUAUAGUCCAACAUCACCACAGCCUUUAGUAUUCUUUUAAAGCAUCUAUUUAUACAUUUUUGUUCUCUAUUCUUUUUAUGUUGUUUUUGUCUAGAGGUUGGUUAUAAGCUAUGCACACAACUCGCCUCCCCGAGCUUAUUUUUUUCUAUUCUUAAUUCUAACAAAUUAUUCUAUUGUUACAAAGCUAGUAUAACCUAAAUUUAUAGAGAAUGGAACAGUUCCUCCAAUCACCACGUAGUUACUACGACUUUUCUUCGUUGUUGUUUUUUGUGGUGCAGAAAUGACAAUAAAGAGCUAAUCUGAGUUUG
Molecule: messenger RNA, 4772 nt
Organism: Acanthopagrus latus (yellowfin seabream)
Lineage: Eukaryota; Metazoa; Chordata; Actinopteri; Spariformes; Sparidae
Product: protein FAM102A-like
Exons: 12
Coding region: 321-1469 (382 amino acids)
Source: RefSeq, a predicted model, not a curated record